UUUAAAACGUCGUCAGUCUUCGUUGUUCGUUACAAUAAUUGCAAGGUGGUUUUCCAUUCCUUUUGCUGGUCUGCAAAACAGGGUUCUAAGAUUUCUAAGAUUCGAAAUGUUUCGAUACAACUUCCUUGAUCGUAACGAGGUGAAACGCUUUGAGACACCAUUCAACGAAAACUACAUGGAAGUGCAUUUGGAAGAUACUUCAGUAAACCCGACAGGAAAUCAAUCGUGGAAACCGAUCCAUUGCGUUAUGCCUUCAAAAUAUCAAGAUUACGCCGAACGCAUCCGAAAUUUAACGGUGUAUGAAGACGACGUAUGGAUAGUAACCUUUCCUAAAGCAGGCACUACGUGGACUCAAGAAAUGGUAUGGUUAAUCGAUCAUGACCUGGACUAUAAAACGGCUUCAACCGUAAACCUUACUGAAAGAUCCGUAUUUUUGGAAAUAAGUGCAUUAGUGUCUCAUUUAGGCCUACCGGAUACUGUUACUCAGGUUGAACAGCUUAAUCGUCCUCGCCAUAUCAAAAGCCAUCUACCGCUAGCUUUGCUUCCCAUGCAACUUUGGACUGUGAAGCCGAAAAUUAUCUACACCGCAAGGAACCCGAAAGACGUUACCACUUCAUUCAUGCAUCAUUACAAAUAUUUGCACGGUUUUAAAGGAACACAGGAAGAUUUCUUGGACGGAAUUCUGGCGGACAAAAUAGUAUACUGUCCUCAAAUCAAGCAUGCUACCGAGUUUUGGGCCAUAGCAAAUCUGGAGCAUGUGCUAUUUAUACAUUUUGAAGAUAUGAAGAGAAACCUAACAACAGUUCUCCAAAGUGUGUGUAACUUUUUGGGGAAAACUUACACUUCGAGGCAACUGUUAGAAUUGAAACAGCAUUUGACGUUCGAUACAAUGAAAGCAAACAACGCUGCAAACAAUCAGAUUUUAGUGAAGCAGAUACAGAUCGCAUCGGGCAUUCGUAAUGAUUUCAAGUUUAUGCGAAAGGGUCAAGUUGGUAGCUACAAAGAUGAGCUUCCAACAGCAUUUAUCAACAAAUUCAAUGAAUUCGUUGAAAAUCAACUAAGCGGCACAACAUUUCAGUACAGAGAAUAAAGUAUUGAGUUAGCAAACAAGGAAAACAAAA
Messenger RNA from Aedes aegypti (yellow fever mosquito), 1121 nucleotides. RefSeq names its product sulfotransferase family cytosolic 1B member 1. Gene Ontology annotation, molecular function: sulfotransferase activity. The transcript is spliced from 3 exons. Gene Ontology annotation, cellular component: cytoplasm. Bases 107 to 1090 code for a protein of 327 amino acids. NCBI's taxonomy places the organism in Eukaryota, Metazoa, Arthropoda, Insecta, Diptera, Culicidae. Gene Ontology annotation, biological process: sulfation. The record is from RefSeq and is a predicted model, not a curated record.